Molecule: messenger RNA, 3954 nt
Organism: Trichoderma asperellum CBS 433.97
Lineage: Eukaryota; Fungi; Ascomycota; Sordariomycetes; Hypocreales; Hypocreaceae
Source: RefSeq, a predicted model, not a curated record
GUCAGCCAACGCCGGAUUUCGCAGCCUGAAAGCGGCAGCGCCUCCCGCUAGCUGGGCCACUAAUUUUAAUUUAACGACGUAACCGCACUUCCGCAACACCGCCCUCUCUUUACUGCUGCGCGUGCAUCUCCAACUUCGAAUCGAAAAAAAAAGAGAGAGAACGGCGACGGCGUUUACUUUGCAGAGCCGUGCCUCCCACCACCGCCAUCACGUCCCAUCCAUGCUCCUCGCGUGUGCCGCCCAGGUGGAUGUGGACGUGAUAUUCAGCAACCCCUCCUCGCAUCCCUUGUGACAAUGGCCAGCGUAAGCCAGGAUACAGAGCCCGCGGCGGCCGCCGGCAAUGCGACUCCAGCGCCACCGGCGAGCACAGCACCGGCUGAAACCGCAACGGCGGCGGCGACGGUUGCUGUACUAGAGGUCGACGACUUCGGCCUGCCUAUAAAGAAGUUUAUAACGCCGGUGGUAGAGACCACAGGCUCGGAAGCCCAAGAUGCGACAGACGAUGCGAACACGGGCGACGAGAUCCAGAAUGGGACACACGAAAUUCAAGAAAACGGCGGGGAGACAAAAGAAGUUACGGAUAACAAAAGCGGGCACACGUCAGGCGACGGUACGGAAGACGCUGAUCCCAACGAUGCUCAGGAAGCCAGAACUGCGGCUACCUCGCCCAUACAAGAGGAGACCAAGGCAGAGACAGGCCAUCAAGAACCCUCAAGCCCAUCGAUAGAUGCUGAGAAGUCGAAUCCUGCCUCCCCAUCUCCGGCAAAGGAUGCUCCAGCAGUUGUAGUGCCUUCUACGCCAAAGACUCCCAACACCGCCACCGGAUGGGGCGACAAGUCUGCCCAGGCAAAGACGCCUGAGGGACUCAACCAGACACACAGACGAGAGAUAAGCUUCUCGAGUCCCGCUAGUGGAAGGGGCAUUUCGGAAUACUCUCAUCAGCACGUUUUAAUGCAGUCAGAAGAACAUGAAGCCCAAUUGAAAGAUGACGAUGAUGGCGGCUGGCAGGAGAUGCCAUCCUACGCCCGGUAUGACAUGUAUGACGACGACGACCGAUUAAUUGCUCGAGAGCACGAUGCAGAUGAGGACGAAACUUAUGGUUAUGCGGGGCUCGGCGGCGCCGGAAAGGGAUAUACACGCGUUAUAAUGGAUGAAGAUGCCGAGUCGGCAACGAGCAUGGAUGAACACACACAGUACUUAUUCAAGGACCCCAAGAGCACGAGCGCCAUGGGCGAAGAUGACGAGGCCAGAGACGCUGUGUCACAGAUGCAGGCUACGAAAGAUCUCCUCACCGAGGGCCAAAGGAUUGCGUACGUCGGCGUUGUUCGCCUGGAAAUUGUAAACCUAGUCAAAGAAGCCAGCCUGGAAAUUACAAGAGGAGCCAAAAGGCAGGUCGUCAUGGGUGCCGAAGCAGUCAAGAUGUGGGGUCAAAAGAUGAUGAUUCGGCUCUACGCUCAUAUGGACAUUAGCGAUGCAGAGCAAAUCAUGAUUGAGCAGCUUGCAGCCCACGGCGUCAUGGCUCAAGACCUGACACCUGCUCUGCUCGCCAACUCUCGAGUUCAUAAUCCCAUGGCUGAAGAAAAAAGCGGAGGGCCACCCGGGACACCCAAUUCUGGCCGCUAUCCGCCAUCAUACGCAGAGGAAGAGAAGCCUGCCGAGAUGCCGCCACCGUACGAGACGCACACCGGCGAGGAGCUGCCGGAGGUGAAGACACCAUCACAGAUGCCGACAACAGAGAAAAUCGACAUUGAUCUGCGAUGGACGAUUCUCUGCGAUUUAUUCCUGAUUCUCAUUGCAGACUCAGUAUACGAUGCUCGGUCAAGAACCUUGCUGGAACGGGUCGCCAAGAGCUUGGAUAUCUCGUGGAUAGACAUUUGCAAGUUUGAAAAGAGAGUGACGGAUGCGCUGGAGAUACAACAGGCUGCCGAGAAGGAAAAUUGGAACGAAGAAGAGCACAUGGAGCACCGCAGAAAGAUGGCCCUGAAAAAGCGAUAUAUCAUGAUGGGCCUGGCUACCGUGGGAGGUGGUCUUGUUAUUGGCCUUUCAGCUGGUCUACUUGCCCCUGUCAUCGGAGCUGGUUUGGCGGCUGGCUUUACAACUAUCGGUGUCACGGGUACAAGCAGUUUCUUGGCUGGAGCGGGAGGAGCAGCCAUCAUCACGUCCAGCGCAGCGGCUUCAGGAGGCAUCAUUGGUGGCAGGGCAGCCGGUCGCCGAACCGGCGCCGUCAAGACCUUUGAGUAUCGGCCCCUACACAACAAUAAGCGUGUCAAUCUUAUUGUUACGGUGUCUGGCUGGCUGACAGGAAAAGUCGACGACGUCCGCUUACCGUUCAGCACGGUUGAUCCAGUAAUGGGUGACAUGUACUCGGUACUGUGGGAACCAGAAAUGCUUAGGAGUAUGGGUGACACUAUUAACAUUCUGGCUACCGAGGCACUUACUCAAGGUCUGCAGCAAGUCCUGGGCAGCACCAUCCUUGUCAGUUUGAUGGCAGCUAUCCAGCUCCCAGUGGUUCUGACCAAACUUUCCUACCUCAUCGACAACCCCUGGGCGGUUUCCCUGGACCGCGCAACAGCGGCGGGUCUUAUCCUAGCAGACUCGCUGAUAGAACGGAGCUUGGGCACCCGACCCAUUACUCUUGUCGGAUACUCACUCGGCGCUCGAGUCAUCUUUUCCUGUUUGAGAGAGCUGGCGAGAAAGGGUGCAUACGGACUUGUCCAAAAUGUGUACAUGUUUGGAUCGCCAAUUGUGGUGAGCAAGGAUGAUUUCCUCAAGGCACGGUCGGUAGUUUCAGGCCGUUUUGUAAACGGAUACAACCGCAAUGAUUGGAUUCUCGGCUAUCUUUUCCGGUUGACAAAUGGAGGUAUUAGGAAAGUGGCCGGAUUAGGUCCUCUGACAGACUGCCCGUGGGUAGAAAGCAUUGACGUGACAGACCUCGUGGCUGGCCACAUGGAGUACCGUAAGGCCAUGCCAUCUCUUCUCAUCAGAUGCGGAUGGCUUGUCACCAGCGAGGAGUUUUCGGAGAUUGAAGACCCAGAUCCCGAUGAUCACCAAGGACGACAACGCGAGCUCAUCAAUGAGAUUGAAGAAGCACGCAGAGAGCUAGAGAGGGAGGGCAAAGCAGAAAAGAGAGGAAGCAAGUUUGGAAUAUUUGGCCGGCGCAAGAAGGGAGAGCGACAGGAGUGGGAGAUUUACGAAGAAUCAGGCAAGGGCUCAGCCAAGGACGAGAAGAAGACUGAAGGCAGCGAUGGCAGCAACUAUGGCGUGCUGUUUGACAUUGACGCCAUCCGAGCUGAGCUGGCCAAGGAGGCCGAGAAUGAGGGCGGGGAAGAGAUUCAAGUCAAGGAAAUCAAGUCUACGCUUCCGCCAAUGAAACUUGAUUACUCGCCGGUGAGUUCUCCAAGAACGCCGGUGCGAGGAGCGUCCCUGGGGCCACGGGACUCGUGGCAGACGUCAAAGAGCGCAGAAGUAUUGCCGAUACGCUCCUCAAACGGCGGCAGCGGUGGCUACAGUCCGCGGGAGCCGCCGGCAACGACGACGCUAGCAACGCCCAUAACACGAUCGCCAGCACCGCCAUCGCCGUAUCUUUAUGAGGCGAACCCACACGAAGAGGAGGAGAUUUCCAUGACGUUUGACACAUCGUUCCACGAGCCUGUUGCUCGGCGCCACUCUACGUUUGAUGAAGAGCCGAGCAGGCCGGAGAUUAAGACUACGAAUACGCUACCAAAUGUACCGAAUGUUUCGAACCCAUGGAAUGACUUUGAUGAUGAUGAGUUUGGCAAGGAGCAGGAGAUUUCCAUGACGUUUGCAUAACUGCUAGAUGCAUCUGGGGAGUGCUGAUUCAGCUUAUUCUCUUCUUUUAUUCUUCUUUGCAAUAUAUCUCUGCACGUCAUAAAUGGAGUUGGGUAAACCUUUUUUUUCUCUUUUCUUUCCUUUUCUUUUUCUUUUCUUUUCUUU